AUGGGCGACGAGCCCUCAAAGGCGCAAUUCUUCUUCACGGAGAGCGGCGAGGAUUCGCUUGGUCUUGUUGACAGCAAAACCGGUCUUACUCGUACAGCCUCGGAUCCUUCUAGAAAUGGUGGGUGUACAGGACUUGGGUCAAGUUUUCCGUUAGAGGAACAGACCGAGCUGCCCAUUUUUUCUGAGAAUAUUCAGACACGUAAUGCAGUUGCAGCAUCCACCUCUUUUACGGACACUACAGAUGCCUUGGGCUCUUCUGCGACAUACGACGUUCCCGUCAUGUUAACAGAGGACGGUUCAAACGACUCCGUAGGUUAUACUAGAACAGUAAAUGGCGAAGUUCCAACCGAACUUCAAGGGGGGACUAAUUUCUCCGAAACAGCUGCGUGCGAGGCUACUCCAAACGCACAAGGAUCAAAAAAUGUUGGGAUUGCAGAUUCUGAGGAUGUGGCCAUAGAAGUUGUGGAAGUGGAUACUGAGAAUGCCGGAGACGUCCCGGAUGCUCCCUUAAAUGACUCCCUCGAUGGCGUUCCUCCACUCACAGGUACAUCCAUGGCGGCAAACAAUCAUUUAUGUGAGGUCAGUGACGAUGAAAUGGAUCAGCUGCCAAAAGGUCGCCCAAAUAAGGAGCUGGACCAACUUGUAGACUGCGAUAGUUUUCGCAGUGGAACUGGACGAGCAUCAUCAAUACCACCUGAGUCUCCACCUCCUGGAGAAAGUUUCAUAUAUAGCGGCGGUGGUCGAGAAUGGGAAGUCUCUCGUUCACCUCCUGCCCCACCGUCAACUCCUCCUAGAGACGACCGUCGAACCAGACUCGAAAAUCUCAAAAAAUUAAACUUCCCUACAAAAUACAAGAUGAAAGAAAGAAUUGAUGACGUUUUGCGCACGCUUUCUCCACCGCAUGGUCCUUCGACUCCUCCCUACGAUAAUACGUCGGACGGAACACAACCAAAGCGCAACGUUCGCUCGUUUCUCGAUGAACCUGGGUCGGAAUUGCUGCUCCUCAGCCGAACGGAGAGAGAAAACUCGAGUAGCAGGAAUCGAUCUCCGGAGAUUAGCUCGCGUCGAAAGCGGCGUCAUGAUGAUGACGGUGAUCGCGGCGACGACCGCGACCGUGGCCGACAUGCUUGGAACGACUCCAAUGAUCGACGUGGUUUUCGCGAAGAUUGGCGAUCAGAUCGAGACGAUCAGCAUCAUAGCGACUUGGAUAAUGGACUUGAAGAUCUUUCCAACAAUCCAGCCGAAUUACAACGGCGCUGUAAUGCUCACAUAGCCAUGAGUGAAAACCAGGCGGCGACAGUAAGUGAUGAUCAGUUGUUUAACGCCGUUUCGGAAGCGUUGUAUCUGCUCGCGAAUGCGCAACGACUCUGCAAGAAGAGGGAAAAAUUGCUCAAUGAGAUGAAAGCGAUGCGACAAGGUGAAGUGGAUAUGAUGAAAGCGAUACACGCCGAUCUGCCUGCUCAUUUGCAGUCUGUAGUGAGAAUAGAAGGAGAUAGUGUAUUUAUCAAUGAAGCAGGUGCGCGAGAGUGCCACGAUUUUGAUUGCUCAAUUGAGCACUUCUUUAUUGUUUCGGGCCUUGCUAGCGGAUUACCAUCGUCGACAAGCGUACCUCCUUUCCAACAAUCGUAUAAUACAAUUACAGCUCUUUCUGGAGUAUAUGUUAACCCCAGUCAGGCGCCGUCAGUGGGCCCAACACCUUUUUUAGUCCACCCUGGAGUUCCAGCAAUGAUUUCGGCAAAACCGACUGUGCCUGUGAUGCAGGCAGUGAUAUCUUCAGCUGUCCAACCUGCUACUGAGUCGAUAACAACACCGUCAGUAACCGUUGCACCCCCGUCGAAAUCUGAAUCUCCAGAGUUGGAGACACAAGCGGAAUCAUCCAUGUCAUCAUCGUUCACGAAUAUGCCAUCAUCAUUCUCCCAUCCUCCUCCUCCACUUUCCUCUUGUGCGCCACCAUCUAAUGCUCCUCCGUCUACGGUUCAAUCAGCUUCGUCUCCUGGCCCUGGUCUCGCCGGUCUACCUGAUUUCUCGAAGCCGCCUCCAGCACUGCGCCCUGUCAACGGCACGUCGAACGGUCCACUUGCGAAAGCGGGAUCCAGUAGCGCAUUACCGGAUGUUGGGAUAACCUCAAGUAGAAGUAGCUCGUCAGCAGUCGUGACUUCUUCAACAGUUCCUCCUCCCAGUACAGCACCGCCUCUGAAUUUUAACGUGCCGCCACCAAAUGUGCAACCCAGCACUUCUGCCACCGCUCGUGCUCCCUAUAUGCAACCUUCAAAUUUCCUCUGCCCGCCUCCAGGUACUUCAAAUACAGCUGCUGCCUCGGACUUUACGAAAACAAUUACGAAUAUGAUAACAUCAGCUUUAAAAGCUCCUGGAAAUGCAGGCAUGAACGCGUUUGGAGCUGGACCUGGAAUAAGGACGUAUGCUAGUCCUAGCAUUAGUAUUAUGGCGGUACCAUCCCAUCAAAACAUGCACGAUAGCAAUAGCGGAAACGGAGAAGCAGAAUGGUCAAGUAGCCGUGGUCGUUUCCAGUAUAGAGGUAAAUCCGGAUACGGAAAGCGUCAGGGGAAUGAUCAUAGGCGUGGAGAAAGGCAACGUGAUGGAACGCCACGAUCUUUUGAUUCGCCAAAACGUUAG
This is a messenger RNA of Necator americanus (New World hookworm), 2634 nucleotides long. RefSeq lists its product as uncharacterized. The record is from RefSeq and is a predicted model, not a curated record. NCBI's taxonomy places the organism in Eukaryota, Metazoa, Nematoda, Chromadorea, Rhabditida, Ancylostomatidae. The transcript is spliced from 26 exons. Bases 1 to 2634 code for a protein of 877 amino acids.